Molecule: messenger RNA, 3504 nt
Organism: Sycon ciliatum
Lineage: Eukaryota; Metazoa; Porifera; Calcarea; Leucosolenida; Sycettidae
Product: deleted in malignant brain tumors 1 protein-like
Exons: 11
Coding region: 240-2678 (812 amino acids)
Cellular component (GO): membrane
Source: RefSeq, a predicted model, not a curated record
GAGUAGUGUUGAAAUCGGUUAAGUUCAUAUCUCCACCUCUUGGAACAAUGAACCUGUAAUUCAUGUUCGCGCGACAGCCGUGAAAGGCUCAGUGGUAAAAGGCUCUUGUUCCUUGACCCAAGGUAUUAUUCACCGUGCAAGUGACAUGGAGUAGUGAGGAAACACUUCGGUGAACGAGUAAUCCCUGCUUUGCUCUCUGAGAAGGCCUAAGCAGCACGCCUGACAUAUUGUGCAAGAUAAUGGAUAGAGGGCAGUCGGCUUGUGCACUUAUUGCUCUGUUGUUGGUAGGCCGGUUUUCAUCGACUUUUGCCACUACGGAUGUUCGUCUUGCUGGUGGUUUUAGUUCCCGUAGAGGUCGAGUGGAGGUUCGCUUGAGCAACGGCACAUGGGGAACCGUAUGCGACGAUGCCUGGGACUUACUAGACGCAAACGUUGUCUGCCGCCAACUCGGGUUUUCAAAGGCAACAGCCGCUAACCUACACUACGGGACUGGUGACGGCCCUAUCCUUUUGGACCAGCUGGAUUGCACCGGGCAAGAAAGUGACUUGUUCCAAUGCCAAGGAAACGCGGUGGGCGUGCAUGACUGCUCACAUGCCGAAGAUGCUGGUGUUGAUUGCGCCAACGGCGACGUUCGACUUGUGGGUGGGCCAAGUGAGAUGAGAGGCCGCGUGGAAGUUCGCCGCUACGGGGUCUGGGGGACGGUUUGUGAUGAUUACUGGGACAAAAGUGACGGUAACGUGGUUUGUCGGCAACUCGGGUUUUCGCAAGCUGUUGCGACCAUCCAGACGUUUGGAGGCGGCAGCGGUCGGAUUUUCCUGUCCAAUUUGCGUUGCACUGGAUCGGAAAGCAACCUUUUCGAAUGCCCUAACAUUCACAGUGCGGCAGGAUACGGUGGCUGUAGCCACUAUGAAGAUGCUGGCGUUGAAUGUGUGAAAUUAUCCACUUGCGGAGCGCCUCCCAGUUCUUCCCUUGGGAGCACAAACUUCACAACUUCUACUCCCGGAUCGAUAGCUCUGAUCACAUGCAAUGGCGGGUACACAUAUCGUGGAAAGCAACCUUAUCGCCUCUGCUCGUCCUAUGGAAUGUGGAGUGAUCCCGUGGGAGAUUGCGAACACCGUUGCGGCCCGCGACAUGCUGGGGUAAAUGCGAACGUCGCAUACUCAACAUCGGUUUAUACCAGGUAUGUGUGCUGGAAUAAUGCAACAUACGUCACUGGCAGUCGCAUAUCGAGAUGUAAUUCCUCAACAGGACAAUGGUCGGGCGCACCCUACGUAUGCCAAGACAAGGACUGCGGGACACCUCCAGCAGGUGUGAAGGCUACUGUGGAAUACACGACGACACGCGUAAAUGCAACAGCGUCGUUCAAGUGUCAUCCUCAUACUCGGCGCUCAUGGGGUGACACUCAGCUAGUUUGCACUGAACGAAGCUACUGGCGGGGAACCACCCUGAGAUGCGAAGAUAUUCUUUGCAGCCGAAGUCCUACCAUUCCCCAAGGAACAGCCUCGAUAGGAGGUCGCACUAUCGGUUCCGUUGCGGCUAUUCGCUGUGAUGAAGGAUACACUCUAAACGUAACCGAUCCAACACUGAGGUGUGAGAAUACAUCAUCGGUCUCGGCUUCAUGGACUGGACCUGAUGCCCGCUGCCUUCCGGAGCCACCAGGCAUGAUCAUCAAUGCUACAGGCGCUGACAUUACUGUCACUGUUCAACACGCGCUGAGAAGGCCCAACAUCUUGCAGUACUGUAUUGUGAUGACACCACUGACUCCAUUAGCCGAACACUCCAACGAAACAUGCCAGGAGGAGCCAAGCGUUGUUGUGCGGCGAUUAGACACGAAUGACGUCAUGCAGUUGAGAGCAUACGUCACCACCGAUGACAACGAGACGAGCGAAGAGUCACGCGGGGUUUUCGUCUAUCCAGAAAUAUCAGAGCCAAGCCCCGAUACUUCCCCACAUACAUCCAAGUCGUCAUCGUCAGCUGAAGCAGGAGCGACAACAACGACACUGAACAAACAGAAUAUUCCAUCUGCUAUCCUGGUUGCUAUAGUUCUACUAGUAGUUUUAGUCGUGCUGUUUGCUGUGACAACAGUCGUGUUUUGGCGAAGGUUUCGAACUGAAAGGGAACGAGCUUCCAGCAAGGCGUCUGGUUGGGUGGACAGCAAUCCGCUGCAGCCAAUCGUUGACUCGCAACCUGAAGGCGACACAAGGCUAUUCGUUGACGCGAAUACCGGCACCAGCGGUCAAAGGCAGAGGCAGGAGGGAGACACGAAUGUAUACACCAACGGUGCAAGCGACGGCAACGUUGGCCGUGGCCAGGAGUACGAAGAUUGCGAGCCCGUCCAGAUCGGAGGCGACCCGCGCUGGUCAUUUGCUGAUCCAUGCCUCACAUUGAAUGGUGACAUGAACGCUUGCAGUGGUCUGAAGGCUCCGCGACGACAGUCAGCUUCACCUGAGAGGUAUACUCGCGGACAAGGAGCAUCAGUCUUCACCCAGCGGUCUAAAGAGACUUCCAAGGAUGAGACCAUCGCCAACGAACCAUACUACCAGUCACCACGACCUGCAGAAGAGUACGUCCAACAUGAACCGGAGAUGAGGCAGUGCCUGCCUCAGGGGGAAUUCAGCGUUCUCCCUGAUAGGCAACUUGAUGAAGACGAACCCAUGUAUGUGAAUCGCCCCCUUUGAUGCGGAGGGUGUGAUUUACUGAUCCAGCCCAUCAAUCCGCCAGUUUAUUGACCCGGUAUAGUUCUUGCAGUAACCCAGUCGCUCGACCGGCUGCAUAACCCAUCAGCUUUUGUUUCUCUGGUGUACGUUUUAGACGACACUUGCGCUUGUCUUCCGUUGCUUUGCACUUCGCGCAAUCGCAUAUCCCAGCAUAGCAAACUAGCCGCCACCAUAAACUGUACGGUAAACACUAAACAGGCACAUGGUUUCCAUGGAAAUAACACACAGGAUUGCUUCACACUAAAAUUAGUAACUGGCGGCACGUCUGGUUUUGACCGACGUCAAAAGUCCCCUCACGCUCAUUCAUAACCGCCCACCAUUAUGUAACCUCGAAUUUUAAACGUUGUUGUGCCAUCCGAAUAGGUCACAGGUCAAUCAAUAGUUCUGUCUAACUUUACAAGUUUUUCAUGCAUGUUCUUUAUCAGCAUCCAAGUCCUGGCACAAACAACCAAGAGCACAAUCAAAAGAGACCCGGAAUUUCUGAUGGUCGCUGAUAAUUGUAAAAAUAGAAGAAAAACACAUGGGAACGAGUUAUGAAUUCGCUUUUCUUCUAUUUUACAUUAAUUUUAUCACUGGGUCAGUAUCCGAGUCAUUGAUAUUCUUCAUUUUUCCUGAUUUUUGUCCCCACUUUUCGUUAAUAUUGGCCAGUCAUUUGGCAUUGCUUUGCCACUGUCAUGCUGAUGAUAAAUUUCGAAUCCCCAGCCAAGAUUAUUCAAGAUCAUGAGAAUGGACGCCCACAGAAUGUGUAAGAUGUGAAAACUGUCGAGUCUCUAGGAGAUUGAACAAG